Messenger RNA from Leptinotarsa decemlineata (Colorado potato beetle), 1281 nucleotides. RefSeq names its product ubiquitin-conjugating enzyme E2 N. The record is from RefSeq and is a predicted model, not a curated record. Lineage: Eukaryota; Metazoa; Arthropoda; Insecta; Coleoptera; Chrysomelidae.
UGUUUGUGAAAUUGAAAAUAGUGUUUGACAUUUUGAGUGACGUUUCCUUAUUUUCUCGGUAGUUAAUAACGGCAAAAAAACUAGGUUAUAUUCCCAUUAUAUUAAUUCAAAAUUAUGGCAAGCGGUUCAAAAAAACGUAUAAUGGUGGAAACAAAAAAUUUAUCAAAAGACCCUCCCCCUGGAAUCAGUGCCAUUCCUGAUGAAUCAAAUUGCAGGUACUUUCACGUAGUAAUGGCGGGGCCGACGGGUUCUCCCUACGAGGGAGGCCUAUUCAAGCUCGAAUUGUUCCUUCCGGAGAACUAUCCUAUGUCACCUCCCAACGUUAGAUUUCUGACUAAAAUAUAUCAUCCAAAUAUCGAUAAAUUAGGGAGAAUUUGUUUAGACAUCCUUAAGGAGCAAUGGUCACCGGCCUUACAAGUAAGAACAGUAUUAUUAUCGAUACAAGCUUUGCUCAGCAGUCCCAAUCCUGACGAUCCACUAGCUAACGACGUAGCAAAUAUGUGGAAAAGUAGGGAGGAAGAUGCUGUACUCAGGGCGAAAGAGUGGACGAGGCUGUAUGCCAUGGAAUAAAUUUGCAUCAAAAUGAACGUGUAGUAUAGUGUCAGAAAACUGACUGUGAUAAACAUGUUAAAACGUAAAAUAAUAUAUUUUGUUCUGUUGAGUCAAGGCAAUUUUUGGACAAAUAUGUACUGAUUAAAAUUAGUCAUAAAUUUUGUACUCGGGUAACGUUAAACUAUAUUGUCCAAAAUUGUUUUUUUUUAAUAUUCCAUUCCUAAUAAAUUUUAGUGUUUUUCAGGAACAAAAUUUUAGUUAGUGAUGAUCUGUUAAGCAGAAAGUGUACGUUAUCAUAUGAAUAUGGUAAAAAACCUAACUUUCAUAGGCAGAGGUAACUGACAUUGUUAAGUUUCAAAUCUUCAAAAACAACCGUUUUCUCAAUCUGAAGUUAGUUCAGAAUACAAAUCAUUGAGCAAAAAGGCAGACUGAUUAUACUGAAUGCUAUUAUAAAACAACAGUCCAAGUAGAUGAAAGUAAUCUUUGGAUGAAAUGACAAAUAGAUCAUAAAAUAUUGUAGAGAAUCUCAACUUAAUAAUGCUUAUUCAUCAGUGAGCAAUACACAAUACAUUUUAAGUAAAUGCGUACACUUUCUGUCGAAAAGAAUAUAUUCUGUUUGUCAUAACAUUUUGAUAUUGUAGUUACCACAAACCAGGGUAAUGAUGACAACUAAUUUAUUCCAUUUUUUAUAUUGUAACCUCAUUUGCAAACAUGAUAGUUUCAAUUACA